Messenger RNA from Ruditapes philippinarum (Manila clam), 2321 nucleotides. Its product is annotated as glutathione S-transferase omega-1-like. Lineage: Eukaryota; Metazoa; Mollusca; Bivalvia; Venerida; Veneridae. Gene Ontology annotation, cellular component: cytoplasm. Gene Ontology annotation, biological process: glutathione metabolic process. The record is from RefSeq and is a predicted model, not a curated record. The coding region runs from base 101 to 856 and encodes 251 amino acids. The transcript has 5 exons. Gene Ontology annotation, molecular function: glutathione transferase activity; glutathione dehydrogenase (ascorbate) activity.
AUUCUGGUUUAUAAUCUGGGCCGACGUUAUAUAUACAAUAAACAUUUAAUUAGUAUCAAACAUCAGAAACAAAAAGAAACGCAUAUAUGUAUGUUGAGAUAUGAGUUCUGGAAUAACGGAAUUUGCACUCGGAAAAGGUCAAGCAUGUCCACCAUUAAAGCCGGGAGUUUUACGGCUAUACAGUAUGAGAUUUUGUCCCUAUGCUCAACGUACACGUCUUGUACUGGAACAUAAACAGAUUCCCGUAGAAACCGUAAAUGUGAAUCUUAAGAAGAAGCCAGAAUGGCUAUUUGAAAUGAAUCCUACGGGAGUAGUUCCUGUUUUACAGUGGGGUGAUCACGUGAUUUACGAAUCAGCAACAUGCAAUGAUUAUCUUGAUGAAGUGUAUCCUCAAAAUAAACUUAAUCCUACAGACCCAUAUCAACGAGCAAGAGAUCGACAACUUUGGGAAUCUAUGGGAAAGUUGAUAGGCUCGUUUUAUGACGUGGGUCCUGGAAUACGGAACAACGAUAGAACGGCUUUAAACAGAAUGUUAAGAGCUUUUACCAGAUACGAAAAGGAACUGGUCUCCAGAGGAGAUGGCCCUUUCUUUGGAGGAAAGAAAGUAUGUAUGGCGGAUUUCAUGUUGUGGCCAUGGUUUGAAAGACUUUCAGUGCUAAAUGCUCUUGUUCCAGAAACAACUAUCACGGAUUCAAAUUUCCCGCAUCUUUCGUCAUGGAUGCGUCACAUGUAUGAACUUCCAGCUGUGAAAAAGACAAUGUUUGACAGAGAACACCAUGCACAUUUCAUGAAAACAUUGAAAAUUGACAAAAAUCCCGACUAUGAUUAUGGGCUUGUAAAAGCGUCGCGGUUAUGAACAAUGUACUGUUAGAAUUUUUUCAACGUCACAAAUGCUAGUUAAAUUCAGAUUUAUUUUUAUCCAUAACUGUUCAUAUACAUUCUAUAUGAUUACUUGAAAGAAAACUUGAUGUCCAAAGAUAAACUCUGUUUCAACACAAAUGUGAUUAUUGAUGUGCGUUCCGAAGAGGCAACAUACAUUGUAGCAAUGCACGAUUUUAUGUUUGUUUUAAAAUUAUUUUAUAAUUUAUUUACACUAAUGCGAAGUUGUAUUCUGCUAGUUAAUUAUGACAUGACAUAAUUUAUUGCUCCUAUGUUUUGUGAACCUGAUACGACUGUAUAGUAUUGAAAAUAUUGAUAUAUAAAUCAACUAAAAAAACUUUUAAAAAAUCAACAAUAUGACAAAUGCGAAUGAAAACAACAAUCGUAACUUUUCGGCCCUUUCCGUCAGUUAUUAUCGGUAAUUUCCGAGACGUUCGGAUUGUGAAAACAAUAGAAGGUUAAUGGACCUUUUUUCAUGUAUUUAAUAUUGCAAAAGAACAAGGACGCAUUUACUGCCCCGCAACGCAGGACGAAUAAUUUAAUAAGACAAAUGACAUUGCAACAAAAUAUACGUCUUUUUCGGUAAUUGCGUUAUUCGUUAUCUGGUUUUCGUAUAAAGAAACUAGCUAGGUCAUGCUUUUCACGUGCAGUGAGACGUCAUCUCACAAUUCUGUUUUCUAAUGAAACUACCGGGGUCGUCAUUGAAGUAAGCUAUUUUCUCUUGGCGUCUUAAGUCAUCCAUAUUUAACAACGGCUCGGGCUUUCAUGAUUUUCUAGUCUUUUCAUGACAUUUUGAUAAAUCAUAUGGUCCCAGGUCAUUUAAUUAAAUAGAAUAUUGUAUUUAAACCACCCUGCAUGCUCAAUGGCAAUGCAUUAUAAAGUAGGAAAUUUUGACUGUCAAUACCAUUUUUGUGUCGCCUCUACGGAGUCUGUAGCUCAAGCCCUUACGCAUAUUGCACGGGUUUUCCGGUUGAAUGAUUUUUGGCCGAGUUAUGGCCUUUGAUAAAAAUGUGUUUUUUUUCUGUGUGUUGCUAGAUACACAAAAGCUUGUACGGACUACUCCUCAUAAACUACUGGUGCAAUUUUAUCCAAACUUUACAGGAAUGAUCCGUACCUAGUCUAGUUGUGCACUGUCCGUCUGUCUGUCCGUCUGUCACAAAACUUGUCCCAACAUGAAAUUGGCCAUCAUGAGGCGACACAUGUGAUCACUGAUCGCUCUUGUUUAAAACUUCUUGUAGAUCUACUUGGUUUAAAGUGGGACCAUUUUUUAAAUGUUCUUAUUUAAGUUAUUUGUGUUUUUCAACCAGAAAUAAGCAUUAGUUAUUUCAUUCUUUUUAUAUAUUUCAUAAUGAAUAUUAUUGAAUAUUUAUAUUGUUAACUCUGAUAAUUACAUUAUGCCAGCAUGCCCAUGAUAGAAAAAUAAAUGUAUUUAUAAAAACCUU